AAAGUAGAAUCGAGACCAAGCGCAAGUAUGGAGUCUUUGCUCAAGUCACCAAUGAAACUUGUACUUUUGACAGCAUGGCUCUCCAGUCUGAUGGACCCAUGCAGCCUCUCUGACAUUUGUGAUUCUUGUCACCGGCUUGCAACAUGCAAGUCCCUGAACGGCUCAAACGACGCCUGCUUCUGCGACCAAGGAUACACGGGAGAUGGAACGACGUUUUGCAACGAUGACAACGAGUGCCAGAAUGUGACUAAUAUCUGCGGGGACAGGGGGAACUGCACCAACACAGCGGGCAGCUACUACUGUACAUGUGUCUCUGGAUACACAUCGACAGGACUGGCCAAGUUCCAGCCCAACGAUGGCACUGAAUGCAUCGAUACUGAUGAAUGCAAGUCAGGACCAGUCUGUGGACCCAACUCACACUGCCAUAAUAUGAAUGGAUCUUUCUAUUGCACCUGUCAGCGUGAUUACAUCCCAACUUCAGGCACUAAGCCCUUUCAUCCGGAGAGAGGUGUAAGAUGUAAAGAGCAUCCCCAAAAAUACUGCCAUGACAACAUCGGGUGCAUCACACAGACUGUCAACAAAACACUUGAAUAUAUGAGCAACCUCACGGAGCCCCAGAGUCUACUAACGGAAAUCGCCAAGCAGACGUCCGGCGAACUCACCUCAGUGGAAGUGAUCGCAUAUGUCGAGGCCUUGCGUCGAUCCGCAUCAGCACUGGCUGCCGAAGAAACGGAUUACACUGUCAAACCAUCCGUCGUCAACUCAACCCUUACAAAACUGGUGAAAGCAGUAAACAACUUGGUGGAGAAAGAUGAACUGGUGGCUUGGAGCCGGAUGAAAGAGGAGCGUCGGGAACAUACCAUCACCAAGCUGCUACACACUGUUGAAGAAAGUGCUCUGACUCUGGCUAACACCUACCAAACUCCAACCGAGCUGGAAAUCAAAGCCACAGAAAUGGAAUUGAAACUCUUCACCUUUGAUGCUCGUCACACAAAAGCCAAACUGGCCGCUUCCAUGGGAGGAGAUCAUAUAAAUCUAACUCCGAAAUUGAGACCAGAGGAGGACAGGAAUGGAAGCGUGUCAGUGGUGUUUGUGCGAUAUGACAGCAUCGGUGACAUCCUGAAGCCGAGCAGCGACCCAGGUGUCACCGACUACUCGCGCUAUGCAGGGACGGGGGAAAUCACUGUCAACUCCCAAGUCAUCGCAGCAGCCGUCAAACCUGCUGACGUUUACCAACUUGACCAUGUCACCUUCACUCUGAGACACAACGAGCCCAUCGACACUAAAGCUGAUGUGGCCAAGUGCGCCUUCUGGGAGUAUGAGCCGGACAGCCUGCAGGGCCACUGGGCCACUCGCGGCUGCAAGACCGUCCACGUCAACAGCAACGCAACCACCUGCUCCUGCAAUCACCUCACACACUUUGCCAUCCUCAUGUCCUCCGGGCGAGCCAAUCUGGUGGCCCACUACACCAUCCUGACCCGGAUCACCCAGCUGGGGAUGAUCAUCUCCCUCAUCUGUCUGUCCAUGUGCAUCUUCACCUUCUGGUUCUUCAGUGAGAUCCAGAGCACCAGAACCACCAUCCACAAGAACCUGUGCUGCAGCCUCUUCAUGGCCGAGUUCAUCUUCCUGGUGGGGAUCAACAUGAACUCGCAUAAGCUUUUCUGCUCUGUUAUUGCAGGGCUGCUGCACUAUUUCUUCCUCGCGGCCUUUGCCUGGAUGUGCAUCGAGGGCAUCCAUCUGUACUUAAUAGUGGUUGGCGUCAUCUACAACAAAGGCUUCCUGCACCGUAACUUUUACAUCUUCGGCUAUGGGAGCCCCGCGGUGGUGGUGGCCAUCUCGGCGACGCUCGGCUCGAAGUAUUACGGCACUGAUAAAGUGUGUUGGCUGAGCACGGAAAACCACUUCAUAUGGAGUUUCAUCGGCCCGGCGUGUUUGAUCAUCCUGGUUAAUCUCUUGGCUUUUGGAGUAAUCAUCUACAAAGUGUACCGGCAUACUGCUGUGAAAAAGCCUGAAAUCAGCCACUACGAAAACAUCAGGUCUUGUGCCCGCGGUGCCAUCGCACUGCUGUUUGUUCUGGGAGCCACCUGGACCUUAGGAGUGCUGCACAUCCUCCGUGAGACCACCCUCACUGCGUAUCUGUUCACCAUCGCCAACGCCUUCCAGGGGAUGUUCAUCUUCAUCUUCCUCUGUGUCCUGUCCAGAAAGAUCCAGGAGGAGUACUACCGGCUUUUCAAAAACGUGCCCUGUUGUUUUGAGUGCCUGAGAUGAGUUAACAUGCACACAGCCUGAUCACUUGCACUUGUACAAUAAUAGUCCGCCCUAUAGCUUUGCAAUAUCCUGUGAGUCAUGCGUUCACUUUUGAAAGACGUUGUGGGAGGAAUUGUUAAGCUCAGAUGUCUAAUAAAUGAUUUCUAAAUGUCUUGUUUCCUUUGUAAAAAAAACUGCCAUCAUCUAUACAUGUUUGUAAGUGUUAUGUACAAUGCAGAUAAACUACUGAGUCAACAUUUCCACAGCAGACGUUCUCCUGAGAAUCAUAUUUUUGCACAGUUUGAGUUAAGUUUAACAUCUCUGCAGUUACCAGCAUUAAACCUGAGCAGCAGUCUGCUGUCUUUGUUCUGUCCUUGUGUUUGAAAUUGAUUUGUAAAUUAUUAAAAAUGAAUGUAGCAAACUAACACAUAUCUCUGCUGCUCACUUCCCUUAUGUGCAGAAUCAAUGCUCUUGUUUAAUGCAUUAAACCCUCCCUUUGUGAACUCCACACAACUCAGUGUACAGUUUAUUAAAUAUGAACUGUUGUGAGGACAGUUGCUCUCGUACAUGAUGGCAGUUAGGAAGGCCAAUGGCCCCAUCUACUGGAGCUAAUGAGGAACUGUCUAUUGUAGCAUCUGACACACAAACUCAUGGCUUGCAUCACUUUCUGAUUAUGUGUCUGCACGAUCAGACAAAUGUUCUUCUUGUAUUUUUUUUUGUGCUGUAGCAUUUUUUGUGUAGUCCUCUAAGGCUUUGUGAUACUGGCCUGUACAUAAAUAAAUAU
Molecule: messenger RNA, 3031 nt
Organism: Epinephelus moara (kelp grouper)
Lineage: Eukaryota; Metazoa; Chordata; Actinopteri; Perciformes; Serranidae
Gene: adgrl4
Product: adhesion G protein-coupled receptor L4
Exons: 16
Coding region: 28-2268 (746 amino acids)
Biological process (GO): cell surface receptor signaling pathway; adenylate cyclase-activating G protein-coupled receptor signaling pathway
Cellular component (GO): membrane
Molecular function (GO): calcium ion binding; G protein-coupled receptor activity
Source: RefSeq, a predicted model, not a curated record